Messenger RNA from Penaeus monodon (black tiger shrimp), 504 nucleotides. RefSeq names its product ubiquitin-conjugating enzyme E2 T-like. NCBI's taxonomy places the organism in Eukaryota, Metazoa, Arthropoda, Malacostraca, Decapoda, Penaeidae. The record is from RefSeq and is a predicted model, not a curated record.
CCGAGACGGUACCUUACACGGAAAGUGAUUGAACUUAAGAUGGCACAGAGGCUUGGCAGGCUGAAGCGUGAGUGUCAGCAGCUGCGAGAUUCACCACCCUCGGGAGUAUCAUGUUGGCCUGAGGGUGAUAGUCUCGAAACCUUUAGUGCAGUUAUUAUUGGUGAUGAUGAUACUGUAUAUGCUGGAGGAGUUUUCAAAUUAGAACUGGAGGUUCCAGAGAGAUACCCCUUUCAUCCACCAAAAGUCCGGUUCCUGACUAAGAUAUACCAUCCGAACAUUGACUCAGCUGGAAGAAUCUGCCUUGACAUCCUCAAGUUACCUCCCUCUGGUGGAUGGAGACCUGCACACAACCUCUCCAGUAUUUUGACCUCAAUUCGCCUGCUUAUGGCUUCUCCCAACCCGAAUGAUCCACUUAUGACAGACAUUGCAGAAGAGUAUCAGUUCAAGAAAUCUCAGUAUGAAGCAACUGCCAAAGAAUGGACUGCUAAAUAUGCUAAAAGUGUG